AUGGCUGCUGGAAAAAAGGAGCUUCUGAUGUUGGAAAACUUCAUAGGUGGAAAAUUUUUACCCUGUAGCUCAUACAUAGAUUCGUAUGAUCCAUCAACAGGGGAAGUGUAUUGCAAAGUACCAAACAGUGGAAAAGAAGAGAUUGAAGCUGCAGUGGGGGCUGCCAGAGAGGCUUUCCCUGCCUGGUCAUCCUGGAGCCCCCAGGAGCGUUCUGUGGUCCUGAACCGACUGGCUGACUUAGUGGAGCAGUCCCUGGAGGAGUUAGCCCAGGCUGAAUCUAAAGACCAAGGGAAAACCCUCAGCCUGGCAAGGACCAUGGACAUUCCUCGCGCAGCUCAGAACUUCCGGUUCUUUGCUUCCUCCAUCCUGCACCACACGACGGAGUGCACGCAAAUGGACCACCUGAGCUGUAUGCACUACACUGUUCGCACCCCGGUGGGAAUCGCUGGUUUGAUCAGCCCUUGGAACUUGCCGCUCUACCUGUUGACCUGGAAGAUAGCUCCGGCCAUUGCUGCGGGGAACACUGUGAUAGCCAAGCCCAGCGAGCUGACGUCAGUGACUGCGUGGAUGUUGUGCAAACUCGUGGACAAAGCGGGUGUUCCACCAGGUGUGAUCAAUAUUGUGUUUGGAACGGGGCCCAGGGUGGGUGAGGCCCUGGUAUCCCACCCAGAGGUACCCGUGAUUUCCUUCACUGGGAGCCAGCCCACAGCUGAGAGGAUUACCCAGCUAAGCGCCCCCCACUGCAAGAAGCUCUCCCUGGAGCUGGGAGGCAAGAAUCCUGCUAUCAUCUUUGAGGAUGCCAAUCUGGAGGAGUGUAUCCCAGCAACCGUUAGGUCCAGCUUUGCUAACCAGGGGGAGAUCUGCCUCUGUACCAGCAGGAUCUUUGUCCAGAAGAGCAUCUAUAGUGAAUUUCUGAAGAGGUUUGUAGAAGCUACCAGAAAGUGGAAAGUUGGAAUGCCCUCCGAUCCAUCAGCCAGCAUGGGUGCUUUGAUAAGUAAAACACAUUUGGAGAAAGUCAGAAGUUAUGUAAUGAAAGCUCGUGCGGAGGGGGCCCAGAUUCUGUGUGGUGAGGGUGUAGACCAGCUGAGCCUCCCACUCAGGAACCAGGCAGGCUACUUCAUGUUGCCUACAGUGAUAACAGAUGUUAAGGAUGAGUCCUGCUGCAUGAAAGAAGAGAUAUUUGGUCCAGUGACAUGCGUUGUCCCCUUUGACACUGAAGAGGACGUGAUUAAAAGAGCUAACAGUGUUAAGUAUGGACUGGCAGCUACCGUGUGGUCAAGUAAUGUGAGUCGCAUCCACAGGGUAGCUAAGAAGCUGCAGGCAGGGCUGGUCUGGACCAACUGCUGGCUCAUCAGGGAACUGAACCUGCCCUUUGGGGGGAUGAAGAGCUCUGGAAUAGGAAGAGAAGGAGCCAAGGACUCAUACGACUUCUUCACUGAAAUAAAAACCAUUACUGUUAAGCACUGACUUUCUGCCGUGGAGAGGCGGCUGCAGCUGAUACCUGAAGACCAGAGAAUCGUGGGCGCACUGCAGUGAACAGAAAUCCUAGUGUGUCUUCAGCCAUGUCUUGACUUGCCAGGAGAUGAGCUCUUGUUGACCUUCACUAGUUGGUAUUUUUACCAGCUUGUGAAAAGAUAUGCAGUAUUUAGUGUGGAAUGAGAACGAGACUUCUAAAGAAGAGAGGCAACAAGGCCAGCCAGCUAACAGUCUCCCUGGCCCUCAUGUUAUACCUUCGUGCAUGCCAUUGUUUGAUUGAAUUCUUGAAAGGCUGCCCAAAAUAGAUAUUUUCAUUUACAAAUAUAUGACAACACAAAACCAAAAGCCUACAAAGAUGGAGACCAGGGAGUUGGCUCAGUGGGUAAAAGGUUUGUUGUCUAAGCAUGAGGACCUGAGUUCAAACCCCCAACAGCAGUGUAAAAGCCUGACCGCAUGUAUGUGUGCGCACAUGCACAUAUACACACAACCACCACCAUCAACAACAACAAACCUGAAGAGAUUCAGCCCACCAUCAUUUUCUACCUUGGUGAAACUGUGGAGAUGAUCUCCCUAACCCCAGUCACUAGCAAACUGAUUGAUGAUUGGCUGACACCAUUAGUAUCAGGAAGUGAUGGUCAUAAGGUGCCUGUAAGUCUCACACAUGAUAGGUCUUACUACGUGUGCCUGAUAAGAAUAAAGGAAAACAAGUGAUUAUUUUUUAGAGGAGACUUGGAACACAUAACAUAGUUUAAUCCAUUUUCCGCUGUCAAGUCCAAUCGACUCUGAUUCUUCAAAGGAGAAAUAAAUUGUUCACCAGUA
Molecule: messenger RNA, 2295 nt
Organism: Mesocricetus auratus (golden hamster)
Lineage: Eukaryota; Metazoa; Chordata; Mammalia; Rodentia; Cricetidae
Gene: Aldh8a1
Product: aldehyde dehydrogenase 8 family member A1
Exons: 7
Coding region: 1-1467 (488 amino acids)
Biological process (GO): retinoic acid metabolic process
Molecular function (GO): retinal dehydrogenase (NAD+) activity
Source: RefSeq, a predicted model, not a curated record